CGCGGAAGACUCGUUUCGAGGUUGAUGAUUUUCGAGGGAAUUUUUGAAAAUAAGAAAAGUGGUUGAUAAAACUUGACAGUUGACAGACGAGGAAGAAACACAAAAGAAUGCGUAGAUCUGGAGCUCCGAGUCAGAUCUGUGGCAAUGCUACUAAGAAACCCAGGUUUAUGGCACCGGGGCCAGCGAGGAAUGAUGGAUCAUCUUUAUCGGGUCCCCGACCAGAACCAUCACUACCGUCACCAUCACCCACGCCUGCUUUGGGAAAUGUGCUGCUAAAUAAGGUCCAGAGGUGUUUGAGUAGUAAAGAUUCUCCAGCUGUCUCUAAUGCUCCAUUGGGCAGUAAGGCUUUGGCCAGGGUCCUGAGUGCUAUUCCUCAGGAGGAAUAUAAGGAAAACAGCCUCGGGUCUUCAUCUGAGUGUCUUGAACCUGAACAAUCAGCAGAUAAAAACAGCUCCUCAAUACAGCCGAACACUCUUGCAAACUGCACAAGUGAUGCACGCUACUAUAGUGUAAUGUGGUGUAAGGCGUCAUCAAGGAAGCAUAAGCGCUGGGAAGGCGAUGCUGUGCUAGUUGCCAGAGGGCGGACUGUUAUCCUCAAAGACAUGGAGGGGCGGGACAUUGGACGAGGUUCAGGCUACAAGGCAUCAGAGCUGGAGAGCUUGUGUGAGGGUCAGUCUCUUAUGGUGGGAGGGAAACAGAUCGAGGUCAUGGGGAUCAUAUCCAAUGAGGACUACGCCAAAGGCCGUUGUUUCCAAGAUGCUGUUGUUGAGACUUCUGCAGAAAAGGUCUUGAAGGCUCCUGUAUAUCACCCAGUGUCCAAAUCCUUUACCAAACCAGCGCUCAAGGGAGGUGCACUUACAGAUUCUGAACCUGACAAGCCGAUCUGUAAACCCAGACAUAACCCUAACACACCAGGCGCCCUCGUAAUGCCACGACCGACAACUGAUCACCAGUGGGUGUAUAAUAAAUCCGGUUCUCCACUGGUGGAUGUGGUCAUCGACCCCCACUUGACCAAUCAUCUUCGGCCACAUCAGAGAGAGGGCGUGGUCUUCCUUUAUGAAUGCUUAAUGGGAAUGAGACUUGCUGGCCGCUUUGGGGCUAUUUUGGCAGAUGAGAUGGGACUGGGGAAGACACUGCAGUGUGUUUGUGUUCUGUGGACACUACUGAGACAAGGCCCCUAUGGUGGGCGGCCUGUACUGAAGAGGGCAGUUGUGGUUUGUCCAGGAAGUUUGGUUAAGAACUGGGCUGCUGAGUUCAAUAAGUGGCUGGGCAGGGAGAGGAUUAGUGUUUACACUGUGGACCAGGAUCACCGCGUGGAGGACUUCACCUCCUCUCCUCUUUGCUCCGUCAUGGUGAUCAGUUAUGAGAUGUUUCUGCGCUCUGUGGACCGAUUGAAAGAGCUGGAUUUUGGAGUGCUCAUCUGUGACGAGGGUCAUCGCCUUAAAAACAGCAACAUCAAAACGACCAACGCACUCACAGCGCUCUCAUGUGACCGCCGUCUUAUAUUAACAGGAACUCCAGUGCAGAAUGAUCUGCAGGAGUUUUAUUCCAUCGUAGAGUUUGUAAAUCCAGGAAUUCUGGGAACAUCUGCUGCCUACAGGAAGAUUUAUGAAGAGCCCAUUCUCAGAUCUCGCCAGCCCACCUGCACCGAGGAAGAGCGAUGUAUUGGAGAGGAGCGUGCCGCUGAGCUCUUUCGUCUAACAGGUGUGUUUACGUUACGGCGCACUCAGGAGAUCAUUAAUCAGUAUUUAUCCGAACGGAUUGAGUGGACCGUAUUCUGCAAACCCACUGAGCUCCAGCUGCGUCUGUAUGGAGUCCUUCUGGCCUCACGGCCCAUCAGAGCCUGCCUCUCUGGUGCCAGCACACACACUUACACACACAGCCCACACCUCGCAUGCAUUAACGCCCUCAAGAAACUCUGCAACCACCCUGGGCUGCUCUACAACACUCUACAGGCAAAAUCAGAUGAUAUGAUGGAGGAUGGAAUUAUGGAACUCUUUCCUGAGGGAUAUUCCACUGGUGCCUUCAGCACUGCAGACUCUGGGAAACUUCUGGUGUUAACAGACCUGCUGGCAGCGAUACAGCAUGUCAAUCGAACAGACAGGGCUGUUUUGGUGUCCAACUACACACAGACUCUUGACUUGCUGCAGGAUGUCUGUGAUCAAAUAGGCUAUAAAUGGUGUCGGCUUGAUGGCCAGACACCUGUUGCCCAGAGACAACGAAUUGUUGAUUCCUUCAACAGCCCGCACUCACCCAACUUCCUGAUGCUACUCAGCUCCAAGGCUGGAGGAGUGGGGCUAAACCUCAUAGGUGCCUCUCAUCUUGUUUUAUACGAUAUGGACUGGAACCCUGCCAAUGAUAUACAGGCCAUGGCACGUGUGUGGCGUGAUGGACAGAAGAAAACAGUUCACAUCUACAGAUUUCUGACAACAGGUUCAAUAGAAGAGAAGAUCUAUCAGAGGCAGGUGAGUAAACAGGGGCUUUCUGGGACAGUGGUGGACCUGACCAAAAAAGCGGAUCAUAUUAGCUUUUCUUCUGAGGAGCUACGAGACCUUUUCAGUUUUGACCCUAAUACAACCUGCCUCACACAUGACCUACUGGGCUGCCAGUGCACCGGAGAUGGAAAAACAGCAGGUUUUGUGAAGGAGAUAAACGAGGAGACCGGAAGGGCAUGUCAGCUGGGUCGCCAUGCUGACAGCACAGUGCCAUUACCGCAACGAGUUAGCAUGUCUGAGCUCAUGCAAUGGAGCCAUUUUUCGGGAGCUGUUCAAUCAUUUCAUGAUAUUUACCUAAACCAUGCCCGUAACCACAUCACAUAUGCCUUUCAAAGCACAACUUCUAAAUCCCAAACAGUCUAAACUCUUCCUCUUCUCAAAGAAAAUUUAAUACAAACCCACUGCCCUCAUGCUGUGUAAAUAUUCCUGUGUGUUUGAACAAUACAU
This is a messenger RNA of Pimephales promelas (fathead minnow), 2942 nucleotides long. It is a transcript of the gene rad54b, whose product is annotated as RAD54 homolog B. Gene Ontology annotation, molecular function: DNA translocase activity; ATP binding. The record is from RefSeq and is a predicted model, not a curated record. Lineage: Eukaryota; Metazoa; Chordata; Actinopteri; Cypriniformes; Leuciscidae. Gene Ontology annotation, biological process: double-strand break repair via homologous recombination; reciprocal meiotic recombination. Gene Ontology annotation, cellular component: nucleus.